ACAACGUAUCGAAAAGACUAGUUCGUUGACCUGACGGAUGACGCACGUGGGAUACAUGAAGAAAUUACGUUAUUUCUCACAUAUUGUUAACUGAUCAAAAUUAGUUAAUUGCAGUGUGUCAUCAUUUGAAAAUGACUCAACCAAAUACGUGACUAUCUGAUGGUUAUUGUUGUGAUAUUUUACUGAAUAAUAAUUAUAAGUUAUGCAGGUGUAGUGACCAUCAUCGCUACCACCAUCAACUCUGCUCUGUUUGUUUGGCUUGGACGACCGAUCAUGUCUUGUUUACCUCGAGAAAUGCAACGGGCAAAGCCAAAGAUGGCGGGAUUUCGGAACGAUGCGAAACGUUUAUUUCCAUUACAGGACAUACAGGCUGUUGUUAAAUUAUUUCGUUCAGAACUUACUACCGAUGAUCAUGAACCUAAUCUGGCAAUGCUAUCUUUAAUUGCAGGCAUAGUGGAAAAUGCGCUUACGAGUAAUCGCGCCAACAAUACGGUGAUGAUGGGAGGCGUGGACGAGUCUCGCACGCUUGAGACAAUCUUCCCCGUCAUACAAUUAUCCUAUGUGGAGGCCUUCCUCGCUAAGUUUGAAUCUCAAAUCAAAGGUUCGGUAGAUUUAAGUGAGCACAAAUCUCAAUUUGCUACCAGAGAUAUGGUAAAGAAAAUAUCAGAUGUUGUCUGGAGUUCAUUGUCACGAGGACAUUAUAAAGAUAAAGCUCAUUUGCAAACUAUAUUCAGUUAUUUGACAGGUAACCGUUUAGAUUGCUUUGGUGUAGCGUUUGCCGUGGUUGCAGCAUGUCAGAUACUCGGUUUUGACGAUGUUCAUUUGGCACUCUCUGAAGACCAUGCAUGGGUCAUAUUCGGUGAGGAUGGUAAAGAAACAGCUGAAGUCACAUGGCAUGGUAAAGGCAAUGAGGACAAGCGAGGGCAGCCUAUUAAUGCAGGAGUUGCUGAUCAAAGUUGGUUGUACUUAAAUGGAUACCCAGUGAUUUGCACGAGA
This is a messenger RNA of Anneissia japonica, 996 nucleotides long. Its product is annotated as menin-like. The record is from RefSeq and is a predicted model, not a curated record. Lineage: Eukaryota; Metazoa; Echinodermata; Crinoidea; Comatulida; Comatulidae. Gene Ontology annotation, molecular function: transcription cis-regulatory region binding; chromatin binding; Y-form DNA binding. Gene Ontology annotation, biological process: negative regulation of cell population proliferation; regulation of transcription by RNA polymerase II; negative regulation of cell cycle. The transcript is spliced from 3 exons. The annotation marks the transcript as partial. Gene Ontology annotation, cellular component: chromatin; histone methyltransferase complex; nucleus.